Messenger RNA from Frankliniella occidentalis (western flower thrips), 753 nucleotides. Its product is annotated as dipeptidyl peptidase 1-like. Gene Ontology annotation, molecular function: cysteine-type endopeptidase activity. NCBI's taxonomy places the organism in Eukaryota, Metazoa, Arthropoda, Insecta, Thysanoptera, Thripidae. The record is from RefSeq and is a predicted model, not a curated record. Gene Ontology annotation, cellular component: lysosome.
GAACCAGGGCUCAUGCGGCAGCUGCUACGCUUUCUCGUCCGUCGGCAUGAUGGAGGCCCGCCUGCGCCUGCGAACCAACAACACAGUCCAGACCAUGCUGUCCCCCCAGGACGUGGUGAGCUGCUCCGGCCUGUCGCAGGGCUGCGACGGCGGCUUCCCCUACCUCAUCGCCGGCCGCUACGCCCAGGACUACGGCCUGGUGGACGAGCAGUGCGCGCCCUACACCGGCAAGGACAGCAGCUGCCCCCGCGAGAGCUGCGACCGCGUGUACUCGUCCGGCUACCGCUACGUGGGAGGCUACUACGGUGGCUGCAACGAGGCCGAGAUGAAGCUGGCCCUCGUGCAGAACGGCCCCGUGUCCGUGAGCUUCGAGGUGCACCCCGACUUUAUGCACUACAAGAGCGGCGUGUACCAUCGCGUCGCCCUCGAGAGCGAGCUGGAUCCACCUCCGUACUUCGAGGAGGUGAACCACGCCGUGCUCCUGGUGGGCUACGGCGUCGACCCGUCCGGCGAGAAGUACUGGAUCGUGAAGAACAGCUGGGGCCAGGACUGGGGCGAGAACGGCUUCUUCCGCAUUCGUAGAGGAGUCGACGAGGUUGGAAUCGAGAGCAUCGCCGUCGAGGCCGACGUAAUCCCCUUCUAGGAGACCUGCCACUAACUUAUGACCACCGUUCGAGACGAAUCUUCAUCGUUAUACUUUCUGAUCCAGUGUAAAAACAACAUAAUGGAUUAAAUAAAUGUUUCGUACUUUUA